UUCUGCUUGAUAGUAAGAGAGACGCGCUGGGGGCAGCAGAGAGACCGAAUGGCAGCGGCACAUAUGCAAAGACAAAGCCUUCCAUUGGCUGCAGCCGCCUGGUACCCAGAGAGAGAGACAGGAGGAUGGAAAGACCUGUGUACUGCUCUAGCAUUGUGCGCCGUUGGUAUGUGUUGUUUGUGGCAGGAUUUCACACGUCGACGAGUAUGGACUUUACAUUAACCUACUGAUAAGUAUGAAAGUCACUUUUGGAAUCUAAGGUUCGUAAAGUGGAGUAUGAUUCACAGACAGGUGAUAUUAUCCCAGAAAAGAUAAUGAAAACAUCCUCAGCAGCUAUUGGCAAAGAUACCGUUUGACACGGAAUUGAUGUGCUUUCAGUUGACGGGCCAUUAUGCUGCUGCACCUGUGUAGUGUUAAGAACUUGUACCAGAACAGGUUCCUCGGGCUGGCAGCCAUGGCCUCCCCCUCGCGGAGCUCGCAGAACCGCCGGCGCUGUAAAGACCCCAUGCGCUACAGCUACAACCCCGAGCAGUUCGCCGGCGUGGACCUCCGCAACGGGCCGCACAGCGGCGCCUUCAUCCCGCGCUCCACCAGUGACACCGACCUGGUCACCUCCGACAGCCGCUCCACCCUCAUGGUCAGCAACUCCCUCUACGCCAUCGGGCAGUCGCAGGACAUCGUCAUCUGCUGGGACAUCAAGGAGGAGGUGGACGCCGGCGACUGGAUCGGCAUGUACCUCAUCGAUGAGGUUCUGUCGGAGAACUUUCUGGACUAUAAAAACCGGGGAGUGAACGGGUCACACAAGGGGCAGAUUGUGUGGAAGAUCGACGCUAGCUCGUACUUUGUGGAGGCGGAAACGAAGAUCUGCUUCAAGUAUUACCACGGGGUCAGCGGGGCCCUUCGAGCGACCACCCCCAGCGUGACAGUGAAGAACUCCUCUGCACCUGUGUUCAAGCCUGUCACCGGCGAGGAGGUCAUUCAGAGCCAGGGCACCCGGCGACUCAUCAGCUUCUCCCUGUCCGACUUCCAGGCUGUGGGACUGAAGAAGGGCAUGUUCUUCAACCCCGACCCGUACCUGAAGAUCGCCAUCCAGCCCGGCAAGCACAGCAUCUUCCCCGCCCUGCCCCACCACGGCCAGGAGAAGAGGUCCGGCAUCGUCUGCAACACCAUCAACCCGGUGUGGCAGAGAGAGUGCUUCAACUUUGUGUCCCUGCCCACGGACGUCCUGGAGAUCGAGGUGAAGGACAAGUUUGCGAAGAGCAGGCCCAUCAUCAAGCGCUUCCUGGGCAAGCUGUCCAUGCCUGUGCAGAGGCUGCUGGAGAAGCACGCCAUCGGGGAUCGGGUGGUGAGCUACACGCUGGGCCGCAGACUGCCGACCGACCAUGUCAGUGGCCAGCUGCAGUUCAGAUUUGAGAUAACCUCCUCCAUUCAUCCAGACGAUGAGGAGGUGUCCCUCAGCACGGAGCCCGACUGCGCUGUGGCCCCCGACGAGCAGGUGGAGGCCCAGGGUGUGGGCCCCGCACCCGAUCCCCCCGCUGACGACGCCCUGAGCGUGGGGCCCGAGGCCCCGGAGCUACCCUCCGACGAGACCGCGGCCGACGCGGAGGCCUCCGGCCCUCCGGACGCUUCCCCCCCGACGGCGCCCUGCGAGGAGGAGCCGGGCCCCGCUGAGACAGCGGAGGAGGAGGAGGAGGAGGAGAGGGAGGGAGGAGUCACAGAGGAGCCAGAGGAGCCGGGGACAGAGGACCAGGAGGGUGAGGCACUGCCCCAUCUGCAGACUGAGGAGCAGAAUCCAGCUGAACAGGAGGAGGGCGAGGCGAAUGAGAUCGUAGCUGAUGGGGAGGUGGAGGUAGAGGUGGAGGGUGAGGGGGAGGCGGAGGCGGAGGGGGAGGUGGAGGGGGCAGAGGCUCCUGCUGAAUCCCUCACGGAGGCGGCUCAAGCGGACAGCAGGGAAGGCGGGGCGGAAGAGCCAGCCUCGGCACAGGAACAGGAGGUGCCGGAGGAGCCAGAAGAGGAGGAGGAGGAGGAGGAGACGGAGGACGAGGAGUGCUGCUCCCUGCGGAUGAGGAGCGCCCUGAAGCGCAAGAACCGGCCCUGCUCCCUGCCCGUGUCCGAGCUGGAGACAGUGAUCGCCUCGGCCUGCGGGGAGCCGGAGACCCCCCGGACCCACUACAUCCGCAUCCACCACCUCCUCCACAGCCUGCCCUCCGCCCAGCUCAGCCAGGACCCCGACCCCGACCCCGACCCCGACCUCGACCUCGACACCGAGGAGCCCACCGUCAAGCCCCCGGAGGGCAAGGAGGAAGGGGAGGAGGGGGGGGCGGAGGACAGCGCCUCCGAGGCCGCCUCCCAGACCCUGGCGUCGGACGAGCCGGGCCCCUGCUGCCGGCGGGCCCUGCCCCGCAGCCUGUCCAUCGAGCGCCUCUCCGACCUCAACCAGCUGCUGGAGGGCGAGCGGCCGCGGCCCGACAGCGAGAGCGAGGCCGGGGGAGGGAGGCCGCCGGGCGGGGAGAGCGAGUGCGACCUGUGCGACGCCUCCUGCUACAGCACCUCCUGCUACAGCACCUCCUGCUAUAGCACCUCCUGCUACAGCAACUCGGGCUACGAGGGCCGCAACCGCUUCUGCAGCCACACCCGCUUCUCCUCGGUGGACAGCGCCCGCCUGUCGGAGAGCACCGUCUUCUCCUCGCAGGACGAGGAGGAGGAGGAGGAGAACAGCGCCUUCGAGUCGGCGCCCGACUCCGUCCAGAGCCCCGAGGCCCGGGACCCGGGCGACGGGACGGCCCAGUGGCCGGGGGAGCCGGGGCCGCUGGAGGGGAGCCCCCCGAGCAACUCUGAGGAGUCGCCUGUGGCCGGGCCCAGCAGCAGAGCUACAGGCGAGUGUCCCUUGCCAUGCAGUCAUCCUCCAGUCAACCAACUUCCUGCUUUGCGACCUGAUCCCCACCAUUAUCCAACUAUUGACGAACCGUUGCCGCCAAACUGGGAGGCGCGGAUCGAUAGCCACGGCCGCGUGUUCUACGUGGACCACAUCAACCGCACCACCACCUGGCAGCGCCCCACCACGGCGGCCAUGUGCAACGGCAUCCAGCGCUCGGGCUCCCUGCAGCAGAUGGAGCAGCUCAACAGGAGGUACCAGAACAUCCAGAGGACAAUGGCCACCGAGGACGAGAGUGUGCGAAGGAACGAGCGGACGGGUAGCACUGACACAGAGAUGGACUCACCGCCACAGGCCAACGAGUUGAGAAGGGAGGCUCCCUCGUCGCCAGUCAACAGUCAGAAAAUCACCUUACUGCUACAGUGCCCUGCGGUCAAGUUCAUCACCCACCCCGAGUUCUUCACCGUGCUCCAUGCUAACUAUGGCGCAUACCGGAUGUUCACCAACAGUACCUGUCUAAAGCACAUGAUCCUGAAAAUACGCAGGGACGCACGCAACUUUGAGCGCUACCAACACAACAGGGACCUGGUCACGUUCCUCAACAAGUUCGCCGAUACACAGCUGGAGCUUCCCAGAGGUUGGGAGAUCAAAACGGACCAACAGGGGAAGUCGUUCUUUGUGGACCACAACAGCCGGGCAACGACCUUCAUCGACCCCCGGAUCCCUCUGCAGAAUGGCCGCCUGCCCAACCACCUGACCCACCGCCAGCACCUGCAGCGACUGCGCAGCUACAGCGCUGGAGAGGCGUCAGAGGUAUCCCGGAGUCGAGGAGCAUCCUUACUGGCAAGGCCAGGAAACAGUUUGGUGGCAGCCAUACGGAGCCAGUAUCACCAGGACUCGAUGCCACUAGCUUACAAUGAUAAGAUCGUGGCAUUCCUGCGCCAGCCAAACAUCUUCGAUAUGCUUCAAGAACGCCAGCCGAGCCUCGCCAGGAACCACGCACUGAGGGAGAAGAUCCACUACAUUAGAACGGAAGGCACACACGGAGUGGAGAAGCUGUCGUGCGAUGCUGACCUGGUCAUAUUGUUAAGCCUGUUUGAAGAGGAGAUCAUGUCAUAUGUUCCACCCCAUCCCUUCCACCCUGGAUACAACUUCUCACCACGCUGCUCACCAGGAUCCUCGCCCCAGAAUUCCCCAGGCUUACAGAGGGCCAGGGCCCCCGCCCCCUACCGCAGGGACUUUGAGGCCAAGCUCCGCAACUUUUACAGGAAGCUGGAGGCCAAGGGCUACGGUCAGGGGCCAGGAAAAAUCAAGCUCAUCAUUAGAAGAGACCAUCUGUUGGAAGGGACCUUCAACCAGGUGAUGGCCUACUCCCGCAAAGAACUCCAGAGGAACAAGCUCUAUGUGACCUUCGUGGGCGAGGAAGGUCUGGACUAUAGUGGGCCAUCACGCGAGUUCUUCUUCCUGCUCUCCCAAGAGCUCUUCAACCCUUACUAUGGCCUGUUUGAGUACUCCGCCAACGACACGUACACGGUGCAGAUCAGCCCCAUGUCAGCCUUUGUGGAGAACCAUCUGGAAUGGUUCCGGUUCAGCGGUCGCAUUCUGGGCCUGGCGCUGAUCCACCAGUACCUGCUGGACGCCUUCUUCACCCGACCCUUUUACAAGGCCCUCCUCAGGCUACCAACUGACCUGAGUGACCUGGAGUAUCUGGAUGAGGAGUUCCACCAGAGUUUACAGUGGAUGAAGGACAAUGACAUUACUGACAUACUGGACCUGACCUUCACUGUGAAUGAAGAGGUCUUUGGUCAGGUUACAGAGAGGGAGCUCAGGUCAGGCGGGGCUAACAUCCAGGUGACGGAGAAGAACAAGAAGGAGUACAUCGAACGGAUGGUGAAAUGGCGGGUCGAACGUGGUGUAGUGCAGCAGACAGAGGCGCUGGUUCGGGGAUUCUAUGAGGUGGUAGACUCUCGCCUGGUGUCUGUGUUUGAUGCCAGAGAGCUGGAGCUGGUCAUCGCUGGUACAGCAGAGAUCGACCUGAACGACUGGAGGACCAACACUGAGUACAGAGGGGGGUACCACGACGGGCACAUCGUGAUCAGGUGGUUCUGGGGGGCAGUGGAGCGCUUCAACAACGAGCAGAGGCUGCGGCUGCUGCAGUUUGUGACGGGCACCUCCAGCGUGCCCUACGAGGGCUUCGCCGCCCUCCGGGGGAGCAACGGCCUGCGCCGAUUCUGCAUCGAGAAGUGGGGCAAGGUCACCUCCUUACCCAGGGCCCACACGUGCUUUAACCGGCUGGAUCUACCCCCAUACCCCUCCUACACUAUGCUGUAUGAGAAGCUGUUGAUAGCCGUGGAGGAAACCAGCACCUUUGGCCUGGAGUGAAGCCUACGGCUGAGGCUACUUCACCGGUCCACUUUGGUGACUGGAAACAAAUUCCCUUUUAUAUUCAUACAACUAUGAUUUUUUUCAAAAAGAUGAUGAUUAUUGUUUUUUGUUUUUUUUUUUUACAAUAUGUAUAUGAGUGAUUUAAAAAGAAAAUGUAUGCAUGUCUAACUCACCUGAUGUAUUGUACAUUCUGAGGGGGCUUGCACAAACAAGAUGUAUGCAAUAGCAAAUACCUGGCUCCAGCCUAUUCUGCGCUUUGACGCGACCACCCCCCCUCCUGCGCACCCAUGUCCAUGCCCGCUCCAAUGCCACCCACGGUGUGAUGGUCCAUCUUCUCAAAGUGUAGACGCCACCCAUACAACCCACCACUACAGCCAGCAUCUUCUAAUCUUCCCUUCCCAGAAGCCAUUUUACAAGAACAUCGCAUAAUCCACAGCGGCUGCCGAAGAAUGUUCAGUGACUACAAACCAAACAAACUUUUUUUUGUCCAUUUCUGUAAGUUCUUCUUCUGUUCAAAAUUAUGAUUUGCUAAGUAAAUGUUUGUUAUCUGUACACUUUAUUUUGGUGAUGGCUCGGGAUUGUUUGGAAAUUACUGUUUAUUGGAGCAUAGUAUAUGGUUCUGUUGCAGUCACACAGUGUCUUGGCAGAGAGAGAGAUGUGCUGUUAUCGGUUCCUUGUAACAAUUCAAAUGUGUGGGGGCAGUGAUUAGAUGGACUGUAAGGUGUUAUUCAGGAUGAAAUUGAACAGUGCUGACAUUAUCAACUUUUUUAAAAACCCUCAAAAUCUUAAACAUAUAAGGGCAUUUAACCCUGAAAUUGAUCAUAUUCACACAAAAACUAACCCCAGCGUAACUAUAUUUGUCCUUGUCAUUUGUCUCCAGAAAGACUUCUUUCAGUCAAGCAGUGUCAACAUAGCUUUGAUUUUCAUUAAGUCAUAAUUGCAAAGGUAUAUAAAUACUGACUGAAACUUGGGACAGGAUAACUAACUCGUGUGAAGGAUCAUUUCUCUAAAUCCAAUGACAUCAUUGUGAGGUUCAAUAAUUUAUCUCCUUGAACUAUUAUGAACAGAAACAGAUGUGUUAUUCCCUUAUUUUUUUUAAAUAAUGUGGUAUGGUACCACAGGUUUAAAUAUUUUAGCUGGCCACAGAAGAACCACUCCAUUCCUGUCUUACCUGCUCUGGUUCUUUCAGUGAUAUGUUUACAGUUGUUAAAUGAAUUGUAAAUAAACCAAACAAUAAACUAUUUUAAAUAUUGAAAUGCUUAAUCGACUUACAUCUGUAACGGAGGCUAGGAAGAUGGAGUGUGCACAGUGAAUGUCGAGACACAAUGAAAUAGACUAAAACGGUGGUUUAAAUGUUUUCUUAGGAAGCUAUGAGUACCAGAAGAUACAGCAAGUGCUUAAAAACCUUUUUCCUUCUUUGAUAAACAAUCAGAAAGGCCUCAAGCACUGUUGCUUUUUUGAAGGAAAAAAAACCUGUUUAAUGUAAUAAAUAAAUGUUUACAUUUUCUUUUUGAUAAUUUCUUUUUUUUUUAAAGGUAAUGUAUAAAGGUCUCUUAUUUUUAGAAACGCAUUUAAGCCGGGAAUAAUUUUAAUGUUUCAUUUUGUAAAGAUUGUCAUGUUUUUAUAUUAUGGUGUAUUAAGUGAAAUGCUUGGAAAGAAAAUGCUUAUGUUUUGUUGUUUCUUUGCAGUUAUGUUUCCCUAUCUCUUAAAUCUCUGUAGCAGUCAACUAACUUAACUAAGACAAAAGGCAAGUCACUGAAGACAAAUAAGAAUAAUAAAUGCAGAUUCUAUUCUGUAUAAAUAAAGCAAGACUCAAAUCUCUACAUAAUAGCAUCUUUUUUCUAAUUAUAAACAAACUGACCUCUGAUCUUUUUCAUUUCCAAUUCAAUUUUCCCCAAAAUUGUCAGGUAAGAAAUUAAAAAGUAAUAGUUUUUUAAGGAUAAGGCACAUUGUGGAUUAAUUACAGAUUACAGAGAUUAAUAACAGAUUAAUAGAGCCCAUGGUUUUUCACAUUAGUAUGUUGGAGACUACUAAUAAUUGAGAAAGUAAAAAACAUACUGUGGCAGGUCCAGCAGCAGACUGUACACAUUGCAGUGUUCCACAGUGAAUUGAUCUCUGGCCUUGUGAUUUGUUUCAGAAAACGAAAUUGUAUGAAUUUUGAAAUCUGCUCUUCGUGUAGAACUUCAGAUGCUCCAUAAAAUGACAAAGCUUGCUCAGGCCCAUCCUUUUUUCUAAUGCUGUGUUUAUGAAUACUGGUCUCUCUACCCUUGAUCCUGGAUUAACUUGUUCCCAUUGAUAUUAGCCAGCAGCUCUGUUUCACACCCAUGCUAUGUGUUGGAGUAGGAAGGUAAUGACUAUGAUCUGCACAUUCCCUUAGUUUCAAAUUCCUGAUCUAGGAAUUACAUUGGGCACUGGGAGAUUGACUUAAAAUGGCCUCUGUCCAUUUAAGAAAAACAUGUAGCAGAAAUGUGUAAACAUAACACAAGGCACACAAGACUUUCCUCUGAGACAUUAACGCUAUUGUUUUGUUAAAUGUCCCGCCUCUUUUAAAAGUAAGGGAAGUGAAUUCAUAAAAAGUUAUGAAAAGAUAUGUUCUGACUCAGUUUUCACCAAAGUGUGAAAUGAGAACACGUGAAAGCAAGAAAUGCAGUAGCAUUGUGACUAUCUUCAGUGAUAGUGCAUCUUAAUAUUUGACUUUGAUUAAUUUAUUAAUAUAUUUUGAUUCUGUUUCAUCCUACAGUAUUUGUCUGCUUAAAUUAUUUGUAUUGUUCUUGCUGUGUGUACUCUGCAUAAAUAAUGUCAGUACUAAUAAAUAAUAUGAAUCUUGAAUCAAGGUAAGAAAAAAGUUGUGAAAUGAUUGUUUAAGCGCUUAAAACGCGCAUAAGACCCUGUUUAGAAUGGAGACUCUUCUUCAAACAAUGUAUUGUACCCCUUUGAAAUGAAUGUGGGGGGGGGUUAACUGGAUAUUUUGGAUCCUUUGUUAAAUGAUAUUCUCUCCACAGGUCUCUGCUUUUGUCUUACAUUUCUACAUUUCUUUUUUUACACAAGUUUUCCCUCCAUGCAGCCUCUUGUUGAGGAUUUUUUAAAAAGGCUGGUUUGCUUUAGGUUAAUAACAAGUCACUUAAUUCUCAGGCUGUGCUUUCUAUUUAUGUAUCAUAUCACUGUAGAUGAAUGUCAAUAAACAAUCACUUUGUAAUGCAA
Messenger RNA from Anguilla anguilla (European eel), 8461 nucleotides. Its product is annotated as E3 ubiquitin-protein ligase HECW1. The record is from RefSeq and is a predicted model, not a curated record. Gene Ontology annotation, biological process: regulation of dendrite morphogenesis. Lineage: Eukaryota; Metazoa; Chordata; Actinopteri; Anguilliformes; Anguillidae. The coding region runs from base 392 to 5257 and encodes 1621 amino acids. Gene Ontology annotation, molecular function: ubiquitin-protein transferase activity; protein binding. The transcript is spliced from 30 exons.